Molecule: messenger RNA, 1069 nt
Organism: Lolium rigidum
Lineage: Eukaryota; Viridiplantae; Streptophyta; Magnoliopsida; Poales; Poaceae
Product: GDSL esterase/lipase At5g55050-like
Exons: 5
Coding region: 13-1017 (334 amino acids)
Molecular function (GO): hydrolase activity, acting on ester bonds
Source: RefSeq, a predicted model, not a curated record
AAGGUGCCGGCGAUGUACGUGUUCGGCGACUCGACGGCGGACGUCGGCAGCAACAACUACCUUCCGGGCAGCGCGGUGCCGCGGGCCAACUUCCCGCACAACGGCGUCGACUUCCCCACGUCGCGCGCCACCGGCCGGUUCAGCAAUGGCUACAACGGCGUCGACUUCUUGGCUCUUAACAUGGGAUUCAAGCGCAGCCCCCCGCCAUUCCUCUCGGUUGCCAACCGAACCAACAAGCAGAUUGCCAGAGGACUGCUGGGAGUGAACUUCGCCUCUGCAGGAUCAGGCAUUCUCGACACGACGGGAGACUCAAUCGUCGCAAUGAGCAAGCAGGUCAAACAAUUCGAGACUCUUCGGUGCAACAUUUCUGCACGCAUCAGCAGGGAAGCAACGGACAACAUGCUGUCGAGAUCCUUGUUCCUCCUCAGCACCGGUGGCAACGACAUCUUCGCAUUCUUCUCGGCGAACAGCACGCCGACGGUAGAGCAGAAGCAGCUCUUCACCUGCAACCUCGUUUCGCAGUACAAAACACAUAUGAAGGCUCUAUAUGAUCUCGGGGCGAGGAAGAUCGCCGUGAUCGACGUCCCGCCGAUCGGGUGCUGCCCCUACCCGAGAAGCCUGCACCCUCUCGGUGCCUGCAUCGAUGUCCUGAACGAGCUCACUCGUGGGUUCAACAAGGGCGUCAAGGAUGCCAUGCAUAGCCUCAGCGCCAGCUUGAGUGGCUUCAAGUACUCCAUAGGGAGCUCGCACGCCGUUGUCCAGAGCAUCAUGAAGCACCCACAAAGACUAGGGUUCAAGGAGGUCACUACGGCGUGCUGCGGCUCAGGCAGGUUCAACGGCAAGACGGGGUGCACGCCCAACGCCACGCUGUGCGACAACCGGCACGAGUACCUCUUCUGGGAUCUGCUGCAUCCCACGCACGCCACCUCCAAGCUCGCCGCCGUGGCCAUCUACAACGGCUCGCUGCACUUCGCGGCGCCCAUAAAUUUCAGGCAGCUAGUGGAGGACCAGUCCUAGAGCUCCGAUGUGCGCAUGAUCGAGUUGUGUCAUAAAUUUGGUUUAUAUGUCU